Molecule: messenger RNA, 4193 nt
Organism: Hibiscus syriacus
Lineage: Eukaryota; Viridiplantae; Streptophyta; Magnoliopsida; Malvales; Malvaceae
Exons: 8
Coding region: 299-3856 (1185 amino acids)
Biological process (GO): peptidyl-serine phosphorylation; peptidyl-threonine phosphorylation
Cellular component (GO): cytoplasm
Molecular function (GO): ATP binding; protein tyrosine kinase activity; protein serine/threonine kinase activity
Source: RefSeq, a predicted model, not a curated record
UGGCAGGCUCGAGAAAAAUUGCAGGCCAAAACCAAGAGUUCAAUAAUCCCCCAGGAAGGGAGAGAGAGAAGAAAAUCCAAGCUGAAGAGAGAGCAACGAAAAAAAGGCAAGGCAGACUUGAAGAAAAACCCGUUGUAAUUUUUCAGGCAUUUGAAGGUUUAAUGUAUAAUAGGGCCAUGGAAUCCAAAGCCAACAACAAAGAUCGGCAUGGUUGCCCUUCUUCUUCUUCAUCAUCAUCAUCGAUCUGUUCUGUAAUUUAUUGCUUCUAGUGCUGUGUCUAGAUCUAUAGCACUUCAUAAUGACAGAAUCAAGCUCAGUAGAUGUGAUUUUGGACUUUCUGAGGAGAAAUCACUUUACUAGAGCUGAGGCAGCUUUGCGUAUUGAGCUUGGUAACCGCCCUGAUUUGAAUGGAUUCCUUCAGAAACUUACCCUUGAAGGAAAGGACUCUAGCAAGGUUCUAGGAGAAGAAAAGGGGGAAAAAACAGUGAACUUAAGUCAUGGUUCAGGUUCUCGAAACAGUGGUGAGGUGUCUAAGGAACUUAUAAUAAAAGAGAUAGAGUGUGGGGCUGGCAGAAAUGGGUCUGAAAGCAAAUAUAGAAAUGCUGCUUCUACUGAGGAGCAUAAAAAACCUAAUGAAGCUAAAGUGAUAAGUGAUAAGAGUUUCACUUUCUCUAAAAAUUCAGAGGAGAAUGUACUUAAUUUGCAGUCAAGGAACUUCAAUACUAUCAAUGGUUCUGAUCUAUACAAAAAUGGUGGUUUUAGUAGUAGUUCUAGCUUUCCGGAGCUAGAGAAACAAGAUCGGUCAACAUAUUGUACAGCUGAAGCUCCUGAAACAGAAAAAAGUGUUAAAUCUGGAGAAGAGAUUAUGUUUUUGGGUGAAAUUAAAAGUUCAUGGCUUGGAAAUACUAGCAAAGCUAAUGUAGGUUCCACUUCUGACAAGCUUUAUACCAGUGAAAGUAAGGAGCUCGAUCAACAAUUUAAGAUGAACAGUGUAUACUUGAAGGAUAACUUUGCUGAUAAUAGCAAAUGGUCUAGAAUUGAGGAACCCACUAGUUCGUUUUCAGAUAUAUGGAAAGAUUGUUCUGUGAAGACUGUUUUACCGUUCCCCGAGGGGGAUGUGUCUAUUAGAUAUGAUGCUGCUAAUACUUCAGAUAAGAGAGAAGGAAAAAAGAAAGCAUAUGACCUUGAUUUUAGGGCAGCAUAUGACCUUGAUGUUAGGGCAGCAAUUAAAGAACAGGUGGAUGAGGUUGAAAGGGCUCUAUUCUUUGGGAAGUCUCAAGGCACUGCUGAGCAAAUGGGUAUAAAGGAGUUGGCCUUCCCUCUUGCAUCAGAAAAUCCAAAGGAAAAGUUACCUAGGUUGCCACCAGUUAAACUCAAGUCGGAGGAGAAGUCAUUGAAUGUCAAUUGGGAGGAAAAAUAUGAGCCUGAUGUCCCUGGUGCAAAGCUCACUGGUGCUGACAGUGCAUUCCUUAUUGGGUCCUAUCUGGAUGUUCCCAUUGGGCAAGAGAUAAGCUCUUCAGGUGGAAAACGGAAUGGUGGAGGUAGUUGGUUUUCUGUGAGUCAGGGCAUUGCGGAAGAUGCAUCUGAUCUGGUUUCUGGUUUUGCUACUAUUGGUGAUGGAUUGAGUGAAUCUGUUGAUUAUGUAAACGAGUAUUGGGAUUCUGAUGAAUAUGACGAUGAUGAUGAUUUUGGUUACAUGAGGCAACCUAUCGAGGACGAAGCCUGGUUUCUGGCUCAUGAAAUUGAUUAUCCUAGUGACAAUGAGAAGGGAACUGGGCUUGCCAGUGUUCCUGAUCCACAGGUAAGAAGUCAAACCAAGGAUGAAGGUGACAAUCAAUCAUUUGCAGAGGAGUCUUACUUCUCUGGUGAACAUUAUAUCCAGGCAAAUAAUGUUGAAGGGCUGUCUGGAACUGGAGUGUAUAGCAGGACACAUGAGAAUGAUUUAAUAGCCCGAUAUGAUGGGCAGUUAAUGGAUAAAGAGGAGCUUAAUUUGAUGCGUGCUGAACCUGUUUGGCAGGGAUUUGUCACACAGACAAAUGACCUUAUCAUGCUAGAGGAUGGGAAAGUUCUUAAUGAGUGUGGGAGAUCUCGGCUGGAUGAUAUAUGUAUAGAUGAUGAUCAGCAUGGUUCGGUAAGGUCUAUUGGUGUAGGAAUCAACAGUGAUGCUGCUGAUAUUGGCAGUGAAGUACGUGGAAGUUUAAUUGGAGGAAGUAGUGAAGGGGAUUUUGAAUAUUUUCAUGAUCACGAUAUUGCUAUUGGAGGGUCUAGACAAAGUCAUAAUGGGACAGACAGGAAAAUUAUUGAUAAAGCAGUUGGGGAUAAAAGGAAAAUUGGAAAAAAUGAUCCCAGUAAGUAUGUUACUGGGAAUGAUAAAGGUCCAACUUGCCAGCUGAAAAAUCUUACAGGUAGGGGUUUUUCUUUUCCACCACCCCUAAGAGAUGGGCAGUUGGUGCCUGCAGGUUCUAGUAAGUCUCUAUGGUCAAGUAACUGCAAUGCUGCUGGUGAUGAACAUGAUGACUGUUUGAGUGCUUUGAUGGGGCCUGAUGAUAUGCUUACAACAUGGAGACGAAAAAGCAGUGAUUCUUCAACCGGAAAAAGUUCUAGGGAUGGAAACAAUGCCAAUGCUGUAAGAUCUGCAAAUUCUAGUCUUUCUACUCUCUCUAAUUAUUGUUAUGGUGAGCAAGAGCAGAUGAAGAAAAAAGAGGCAGGGAACACUAGUGGUAUGAGAGAAGAAGAUCCUGGGGUGUCACUUGAGGAUGAAGAGGUUGCUGCUGUCCAAGAGCAGGUGAGACAAAUUAAAGCACAGGAGGAGGAAUUUGAGACCUUCAACCUGAAGAUUGUGCAUAGGAAAAACAGAACUGGAUUUGAGGAGGACAAAAAUUUCCAUGUUGUUUUGAAUUCUGUUAUAGCUGGGCAUUAUCAUGUGACCGAGUACCUUGGAUCAGCUGCUUUUAGCAAAGCUAUACAAGCACAUGACCUGCACACAGGAAUGGAUGUCUGUGUGAAAAUUAUAAAGAACAACAAGGAUUUUUUUGACCAAAGCCUUGAUGAAAUUAAGCUUCUCAAGUAUGUUAACAAACAUGAUCCUGCUGAUAAGCAUCACAUUCUCCGAUUGUAUGAUUACUUUUACUACAGAGAGCAUUUGCUUAUAGUCUGUGAACUUCUCAAGGCAAACUUAUAUGAAUUUCAUAAAUUUAAUAAGGAAUCAGGUGGAGAAGUUUACUUCACAAUGCCAAGAUUGCAGUCUAUUACCAUUCAGUGUUUGGAGGCUCUCCAAUUUUUGCACGGCCUUGGUCUAAUACAUUGUGAUCUAAAGCCUGAAAAUAUAUUAGUAAAAAGCUAUAGUAGAUGUGAGGUGAAGGUCAUUGAUCUUGGGAGCAGUUGUUUUGAGACAGAUCAUUUAUGCUCCUAUGUUCAAUCUAGGUCCUAUCGUGCUCCAGAGGUUAUCCUAGGACUUGCGUAUGGUAAGAAGAUAGAUAUCUGGUCACUUGGCUGCAUUUUGGCAGAACUCUGUACAGGCAAUGUCCUGUUCCAAAAUGAUUCACCUGCGACAUUACUAGCAAGAGUAAUUGGAAUCAUAGGUCCCAUUCGACAAGACAUGCUUGCAAAAGGACGGGAUACAUACAAAUACUUUUCCAAGAAUCACAUGCUUUAUGAACGUAAUCAGGAGACGAACAGACUAGAAUAUCUGAUACCCAAGAAGACAUCCUUGAGGCAUCGAUUGCCUAUGGGGGACCAGGGUUUCAUUGAUUUUGUCACUCAUUUGCUUGAAGUAAGCCCAAGGAAGAGGCCUUCUGCAUCAGAGGCUCUAAAGCACCCAUGGCUAUCGUACCCGUACGAGCCCAUAUCAGCUUGAAUUGCAAACACAUUUGUUGCCUCAUUUCGCCUGACUGGGGAAGGAGCUGUAUGUUUUUUUACUGACUUGGAGUUGGGUUUAUCCACUUGAUGUAGUUCACUCUCCCCCCGUUUCACAUGCCGGAAAAGUGCAUCGAAAGGCAUGUUUGAUUUUGUUUGAUUAGAAUAUUUUAUAUUUAUAUUCCUUGCCCCCAUUUUAAAGUAGUGCUUGAAUUGGAAUCAACAGUAUGGAGGGUGUAAUUUUGAGUGCAUCCUACUGAGGGGGUUUCCUUAUCACUGGAAUUGAUAUUGUUGUAAUUCUUUUAGGUUUAGCUUUGUGAAAUAGUUUUUGAUGAUAA